This is a messenger RNA of Oryzias latipes (Japanese medaka), 2425 nucleotides long. RefSeq names its product CTD nuclear envelope phosphatase 1a (gene ctdnep1a). The record is from RefSeq and is a predicted model, not a curated record. Gene Ontology annotation, molecular function: phosphatase activity. NCBI's taxonomy places the organism in Eukaryota, Metazoa, Chordata, Actinopteri, Beloniformes, Adrianichthyidae.
GCGCGACCAACUAGACCGUUGCGGAAGUGACGGCAAGGCGGCGAUGGCGGCUCGCAGAUUCAUUCCGGAUUUCAACUGGACUACAAACUGAUUCUAGCCAGACUGGUCGGACUUUACGGAACUUUUGCACAGUCGUCCCUCCUCUGGUGCCGGCCAGGUCGAAGUCACAUUGAGCCGGUGCCUGUCAACGAACGUCCGCACAGUUUUUUGGGGGUAUUUUUGUCCAGGGUUCAAGGUGGUCACCCUGUCGAGCUAGCUGUAGCCUUGUAGCUAUCAAGCUAGCGGCGGUUAGUGUACAGCUUUGAGAGGCUACUCUGUCAAGAAGCUACGUGCUAAAGGUCCAUGCAGCGGCUUUUACUUUCUCCCCCUCCAAGUUGGCCUGUUUACGUUACAAUGCGAGUGCCAUUCGGUCCGUGCUAAACGAGCCACAACCGUGCAGAGCGAGGAACUCAGUCACACACGUUUGCUUCGGCCUCUUCCUGAUUGAUAUAUAUAUAUAUAUAUAUAUAUAUUGAAGUAGCUGGUUUGGCGGCUGUCGCUAAAGAGAAACGCAGCUAGUUAGUCCCUUCUGUGCACAGAUAACACGUUUUCUUUUUAAUCAACUGGAAAUUGACCCGCCGUGGGGUCUUUGCGUGCUCAUCAACAUGCUGAAGACCCGGCAGUGUCUUCUCGGCAUCCGCACUUUCCUCAGUGUUACGUCCAGAAUAUGGGGCUUCUUCAUGUACAUCCUCAGGAAGCACCUACGAACGAUAAUCCAGUAUCAGACGGUGCGAUACGACACUUUGCCCCUGUCCCCCAUCUCCAGAAACAGACUAAAUGCAGUAAAAAGGAAGAUUCUGGUUCUGGACUUGGACGAGACGCUGAUCCAUUCUCACCACGAUGGGGUUCUGAGGCCUACAGUGAGGCCCGGCACGCCUCCAGACUUUAUCCUCAAAGUUGUCAUCGACAAACAUCCAGUCAGAUUCUUUGUACAUAAAAGGCCGCACGUGGACUUCUUUUUAGAAGUGGUGAGCCAGUGGUACGAGCUGGUGGUUUUCACAGCCAGUAUGGAGAUCUACGGUUCAGCCGUGGCCGACAAGCUGGACAACAACAGGAACAUCCUAAAACGCAGAUACUACAGACAGCACUGUACGCUGGACUUAGGUAGUUAUAUUAAAGAUCUGUCUGUAGUACACGAUGACCUGUCUAGUAUUGUAAUCCUGGACAACUCGCCUGGUGCUUAUCGAAGCCAUCCAGACAAUGCAAUUCCCAUCAAGUCCUGGUUUAGUGACCCUAGUGACACAGCGCUUCUUAAUUUGCUGCCUAUGCUGGAUGCACUAAGGUUCACCGCUGACGUCCGCUCCGUCCUCAGUCGAAACCUCCAUCAGCACCGGCUUUGGUGAUUGGCUGAACCGAGGGGAACCGGUCGUGUUGACCAGCGUCUUCCUCUCUGCUGGCCUCCAACCUGCCCUCCAUCCCCGCCCAGGCCUCCCGCCCGUCCUCUCUGAGCCUCUCAGAAGGGACAUUCACUCGGAACGAACAAUAACGGGAUCACAGAAAUAAAAAACAAACAAACUACUGGGUUGGGAGGGGGAAGCCAGCUUUUUUUUUUUUCCUUUCUUGAAUCUUUAUUUGUAUUAUUUUUCUUUUUCAAAAACAAAUGGAGUCUCUGCCUUAUCGCUCCUGAUACUGACUGCGUAUGGAGGUGAGUGAGCCUGUUUGUGUGAGUAUGCCUGCUGGGUCCGUUCAGCAUUUUUGGACAUUUUGGAGGACUGACGGGGCAGACGGAGGAUCAUCAGAGAGACACUAGACAAUUCUACACCCGGAAUUCUUCCUCCUCUCCACCGUCGAUGCAGCUCAGCAGAACUUCUUGGAGGAAAUGGAAAAACUGCUCCUUCAUUCAAUCAAAUUUUUACUUCACUGAUUGGUACUUGUUUUUUCUUCCCAUCAAGUAUGGAUUGAUUUAAAUAAUUUAACUGAUCUUUACUUUCAAGAAACAUAUUUUUAAGGACACAUUUUUUCCCCCCAGAUGAAGACUUUAAAGUUGUAAGAGCCAGAAAAGAAAAAGAAAAAGGAGUGGCUCGUAACGGUUUGGGGACUGCCAUGCCGCCUUUCCAUAUCUGAUUGUUUCUAUUUCCAUGAUAUAUAAUAGAAUGAAUUCUGCACAUAAUGCUCUCCACCUUGGUCAUUUGAAGCCAUCCUGGUUUGUUAUAAUAGGAAUUGCACUUAAUUCUCCUCAUUUUAUUUUUUUGUUGCAGUUUGCAAUUUGAUUUAAAUUCACAAUCUUUACAGUUUUUUUAACCCCAUCCCCUCUUAACUAUAUGGGUUUAAUCCUGUAUCUUUAAAUGCCUUCUGAACAAUGUUGGUCUCAUCAAAGCUCACAGCAGAUUCUUAUCAGCUCUGUCUCCAUGUCUGUGUUACUAAUAAAACACUUGUCAGUAUCGAC